This is a messenger RNA of Magallana angulata, 6920 nucleotides long. Its product is annotated as nuclear factor of activated T-cells 5-like. Gene Ontology annotation, cellular component: transcription regulator complex. The transcript is spliced from 16 exons. Bases 358 to 4155 code for a protein of 1265 amino acids. Gene Ontology annotation, molecular function: transcription factor binding; DNA-binding transcription factor activity, RNA polymerase II-specific; RNA polymerase II cis-regulatory region sequence-specific DNA binding. The record is from RefSeq and is a predicted model, not a curated record. Gene Ontology annotation, biological process: regulation of transcription by RNA polymerase II. NCBI's taxonomy places the organism in Eukaryota, Metazoa, Mollusca, Bivalvia, Ostreida, Ostreidae.
GUCUAUGCCCAUUCUGUUAACGGGUUAAUGUAUUCACAAACGAGAGGGCGACUCAGAUACGGGAAAUGUGCUAAAAAUACAUAGAUUUCGCGACAUAUCUAAAGACUGUGAUGUAUAAAGAUAUUUUGGACAUAGUUAUGCAAAAAGAGAUUGAUUUUAAUAUAUCAAUACGUUCAUCACGGGAAUUUCAAAACAAAACAUAUAAUAAGGUUCUAGCUGCCUCUAAGAAGAUCUAGUAAAAAGAACGAAAAGUUAGAACCUUUCUUCUCCGUGUAAAAAUCAGCUGAGGUUGCACAUGUAUGAACAAGCGGUUUAAGGAUUGGCAUUCAAGCACUGUAAUCGUAAACUUAAAAGGAAAUGGAUCUUUCAGGGAACCAGACAAAUUUUCUCAGUGGAUUAUUGGGAACCAGCAGUGGGUCUCUGGUCACAGAAACCUCUGCACUGAAUGGAACAUCUUCCCCCAAUAUGCAGGGGGUGUCAGCCCCAUCUUCCUUGGGGUUGACAGCAAUCCAGGUCUCCGGAACCAAUGGGAUAAUUCUAAUAAGCCAGCCCAUUAAGACCAGUCCUGUCGCCUCCAACUCCCUCACAUUCGCUUUGCCCGUAUCAGAUCAAGAUGUAAAAAUAUCAGCAGAGAAAUUGGAAAACAUGAACAAGUUAAAGGCACUUCUCACCGCUUCUCCCCUAAAGGUUGCCUCCCCAGUGUCUUCAGCUGGCAAUGCAGGGAACCUGAUGAAGAUCUCAUGUACAGCAACCCCUAUCCAUUCCCUCUCUCUCGGCAAUGCUUCUUUUCAGCCCACCCUCACACAAAUUUCCAGUCCAAGAACAGUCUCUAGUCUAGGCAGCUCCGAUGUGUUUCUUUGUAGUUCUAGUUCAUAUGGCGAAGUCAGAACCUCAAGUGACAUCAUCCUAAACAACCACUCCAACAAUAGCAGAUCUGUGACUCUACAAAUGGACAGUGUGGACUCCACGACCAAUGACCAGGUGUUGUAUCACCAGAACUCUAAUAAUACGCAGUCAUUAAUGAACUACAACUGUAUCUCAUCCAAAGACGACUCCUCCCAAGACAAGACCUCUGUGUUGCAUAAUCUAUUGACAAGUGGAGUGGAGUCCUCAGUGAUUGAUAGUCCAACAUCCAACUGUAGCCCUUUGAGUCCAGAAAUAGGUGUUCACAGCUCUGUGUCAUCGCCUGUGUUAUUUGAGACGAACACACAGUCAACUCUUAUUGCCAAGUCUGAACAGCUUAGGAUUGAACAUGACGAGGAUGUAAAAGUGGAAGAGUUUGCUUGGGAUGUUGUCAAUCAUGAGCCCAAGAAAUCUCUCAAGACCCACAGAAAUUCAAAUGCUGGGACGACUGUUGUGGACUGUGAGCCUGACAGUUUGUUUGACGCAGGAAGUGCUACGUCUCGUACAUCAGAGUUCACCUUUACGAAGUUUGGGGCUGAUGUGUCACCAAUUUUUACCUUUAGUGGAGAAAAAGAAAAGACCGAUACAAGUAGUACAUCUUCAGUGAGUAUAAUUUCCUCCUUGAGACCGGACUUCGACCCAGAAGAGUUAAAUGUUCCAGAGAUCACACAUAUACAGCUGUCUCCCAAAAUAAGUACGAAUCAUGUGACGCGAUCCCGACAAAGACUACGUGAUUUGUCCCUGAACCAGCAGUUCCCAUGCCGCGUGCCAGGGUAUGAGAUUCAGAUCCAGGACCAGCCCGAGGAACAACACAGGGCUAGGUACCUGACUGAAGGGAGCAGGGGUGCUGUCAAAAACAAGGCAGGGGACGGACAUGCUGUAGUCAAGUUGAUUGGCAAAGUGGAAUCUGCUUUGCUGUGGGUGUUUGUGGGUAACGACACUGGUCGUGUGAAGCCACAUGGCUUCUACCAGGCCUGUAAAGUCUGCGGAAAAAAUUCCACACCGUGCCGUGAAAGGGACAUUGAGGGAACAACUGUGAUAGAAAUGAGUAUGAAGUCUGCUACAGACAUGAGUGUUUCGGUUGAUAAUGUAGGAAUAUUAAAGCUUAGAAAUGCAGAUGUUGAACAAAGGAUAGGAUUAGCUAAAGCCAAGAAGAAAAGCACCAGGGCUCGCUUGAUAUUCAGGGUGAUGUUUCAGAAGGCUGACGGCAACAUGCAAACACUACAGAUUUCCUCCAACUCAAUAUUGUGUACCCAGCCCAUUGGUCAGCCUGAGAUUUGUAAGAUUAGCUGCAGGGAAUCCUCAGUUGAGGGAGGAGGAGAGCUCUUCAUUAUUGGGAAAAACUUUAUGAAGGGGACCAAAGUUUUCUUCCAAGAGAGGGAAGACGAUGAUGAGGAAGGAGAGAUAACUUGGCAGAAAGAGGCUGAUGUGGAUAAGGACUAUUUCCAGCAGACUCAUCUAGUGUGUACCAUACCACCGUACCAUAACCUGGAAAUUGUCAAACCUAAGAGAAUACAAUUGGUUGUCCAUUGUGCUGGUAAGGCUAGCGACCCAGUGCAGUUCAUGUAUACUCAAGUUGUCCAAGCUCCUCCAACUCCCAGGAAACAACAGCAGGAAACUCCUAUGGAGACGGACAACAACUUCCAGAAGCGCCGCAUGUCCUUCACAGUGUCUCCAGAGGCAUUGGAAUUGAAUAAUCAGAUACAACAGACCCAGCAACAGGCAGAGGAUGGAUCAGGGAUGUUUCAGCUGCCCCCGGGGACCCUCAACAUGGACAUGAAAAUGCAGGUAGAUUCUCCACAAAACAUGGAUACCAAGGAAAACAUGAUUCAGUCACAGGUGAUAGAGCAUACGAGCAACAUGGGUUCUCCAUCAAUGUCAUUGGGAGACCUAAAUCAGCAGGUCUUAAGCCCAGCAGAGACUUUAAUGAAUACCCCAGUAUCCAUAGGAAAUUCAAUGUUCCAGCAAGGAGUGGUCACGAAACAGGAGACAAUCGACAGUAUUCUCCAACAAGGAAGCCCUGCAGUCCACCAACAGCCAUCUAGUCCCAUGUUACAAGGGACCAAUCCCAUGAUGCAACAACAGGGAACUCUAGGUAUUUCCGAUCAUGUAAAUGAGAGCACUGGAAAUCAUCAACAAAGUUUUGGACUGAAUAUAGAAAGCCUUGUCGGCCAAGGAAACCAUCAUCACAUUGACAUGGAAAAAAUACUAUCUGGCGGUUUACAUGGAAAUGCUAAUUUAGGUGUAGGGAGUGUGACUUCGACUGCUUCUGAGAUGAUCUCUAGUCACUUAAGUGGUACCAUGGUAACAAGCACUCAACCAUUAACUCAACUAAGUAGACAGAACAGCAGUAAUUCUUUAACAUCCAAUAGCUCAAAUUCAUACAAUGUGCAUGGAUACAGUGCACAAAACAAUAUUCUGGACGUCUCACAAGACUUUGCAAACAUUUUGCAAGAUGCCAAAAAGGACCAUCCAGAAAACAUUGAUAAAAUGGCAGAAGCUAUUCUGAACGAGAAAUGGAACCCAUCUGAGCUACAUGAGCAGUCACAUACUCCUGCACCAGAGACGACCCCCCAGUUCCCUCAGAACAGUUACCACGCCUCGUCCAGUAUAGCCCAGCUGCUGGCCACACACCUGGCCUCCCUCCAGUCCAAUAGAGCAAAUUCAACAGCCAAUUUUCAGACCACACAUUCAUUUCCAACUUCAAAUGGUGUCGGUCAAAAUGGCCUUCAGAAUUUUGCACCCAGUCAGGGGAUCAGUUUAGCAGGGCUCACCAAUGCUGGUGUCGAGACUUCUGUCACGCAAACUCUUUUGAGAAAUAUGAAUAUUCCCCUUCAUAACAUUACAACACAGAAUACAGUGACAACUUCUGCCAACAAGGUUCAGAUGUCAACUCAACAGUUGUUGAUGAACGGCAGUCCUAUUUACACACAAAACAUCAAUGGACAUCUGCAGCAGCAGCAGCAACAGCCACAACAUCAACAACAACAUCAACAACAACAACAACAACAGAGUGUCCCCCAGAUAAUUAUAUGUAACCCUCCUGCUGCAUCCCAGUCCCUGAGUCAGCCCCAGCAGUCCACGCCUAGCAGUUUUGUGCCAAACCCGGCUCCUGCCCAGCAACCCCCUAGUAUUGUUAUCCUCGGGGGUCAAGGGGGAAAUCCCUCCUCACAGGGUAAUAAUCAGCUUCAAGUUGAAAAUUUACUGCGGUCCAUUCUAGACAGUUUGCGGCCCCAAGGAGGCUCCAACUAAGGACUUUGUGCUUAUUGUUACCAAGGAAACAGCAUUAGUGAUCCAAUAGACAGACUUUCUUCAGUAUUUAUUUUAACAAAUCUUUUGUGAUAUAAUUUUUUUGGUGUUUUAUCCAUUUAUGAAUGUUUUCCCCAUUAGUUUUUCUCUUAUCUCAUUGUAUUCCAAUACGUAUACUAAAGUUACUUAAAAAAACGAACAUGGUAGUAUAGUGCCAUUUUUUCCCAUUGUAUUUGUUAGAUUAUUUAUGUGAAAUUAUCUUUAUUACCUUAAUUUUUGGAAAUCAAAUCACAAGUUUAUUUGUACUUUUAUGUUAUCAUGCAUUUAUAUUAUAUUAUGACAGUAUUUAAUAAAAGGGUUCUGGAUUACAAAAAAAAAAUAUAUAUAUAAUAAACAACAGAUUUCAGAUAUAUUAUCAUGUGUAAUUUUAAGAAUGAACACAGUCAAACUGAUUUUGUACAAUUUUUGAUUUGGAAACAGAUUAUAUGGUUGUUUUAGAUGGUUGUUAGUACAUGUACAUGUACUCCCAACAAGAUAACAAAUACUAGUACCACUUGGGUACUUUACAAUUAAAGAUUUCAGAACACUGUUGAACAUAUUAAUCAGAAUUGAAUAUUGAGAAUUUGUCAAAACAAUGAAUUUUAGAUAUUGUAUUGUGUUCAAUAAUUUUAACAUUUUAUUGUUUUUGGAAAUCAGAAAAGAAGCAAGAUUUUAAUUUCUACUUUGUCAUUUUGUGGGCAGCUUGAACAUUUUGUGCAUCUAAUCAUGUUUUAUUUGUAAAUAUAUAUUAAUAAUUCUGCAUUGUGUGUGCAUAUUGGAUUUUAAAAUGAAACAGAGGGGGAAAAAAAUUUUUUGCUGAACUGAAGUUAGUGAUCCAUGAAGAUAGGUAGAAUCAAUUUCAUUCAUUAGUUAAAAAAAAAAAAAAAGUUGACAUCCUACUCCUUAAGAAGUUACUGUUAACAAAAAUAUCACAUUACCUGGAAUUUCUCCAUAGUGAAUUUUUUUCAUCUUUUUUUUUCUUGAUAAAACGUCAUUAACUAAAAAAAUAUUUCCCUCCAAAAAAAUUAUAAAAUAUGAUACGCUACUGGAAUUUAUCUCACUCCUCAUGACUUUCUUGUGUUGAAAAAAUCCUUGUUAAAAGAAAUAAGUGUUAAAUUUAGGGGAUAAAUUAAUCUUUCUGUUAUAAGCAAAAUAUUUUAAAAUGUCAUGUAAAGAAAAAUUUUUGAUUGUAUAGAGUUAAUAAAUAUUAAUGUGAUAUUGCUUAGUGCUAGAUGGGCAGACACCCUUUAUAGAUUAUUAUAUCAGAUCAAGUACUAGGUAAUAUGAAUUGGUGCUGUGUUGAAAUAUUAUGGUUUGUUUUAAAAUGCAAAACAGAAAUAUUUUCCUAUAUAUUUGUCACAUGGUAUUUUUAAUGUACAUAUCGAGUGAAACAACUGUAUUUUGUACCUUUAGCAACUUCUCUGUCUCUGAAAUUACAAAUGUGAGUCAUCAUUUUUGGUCAUCGUACAUUUUUGUUCAGUCCUAGCACAACAUUUAAAAGCUCUACAUAUAUAUGUAAGAAAAUAUAUGUAAGAAACUAUAAGAUUUACAACAAGUUUGUGAGGAGGGGGAUCAGAAACAAUGAAAAUGAUGAAAAUACAAUGAAUUAGACCAUUUCCCCAAAAAUUGAAUUUUCUUUUGGUCAUUUUCAGUACAAACACAUGCUAAAAGUUCAUAGCUUUAAGUAAUUUAGAACAAUGGGCUUGUAUAAAGAAGUUUUCCCAGGUGUACGGAGGACCCUUAGAAUAAUUAAAGGAAGAAAACUUGGUACACUGUUAAAGAGCACUGCGUCCUCAUUUGUACAAAUUUAGUGUUGGAAGUUUGAUAUUGAACAAUGUACACUUUGACUCCUAUUGAAAUUCUAUGAUUUUUUAUUGCUAUUUUUUUUUCUCCUUAAAAUCUGUCCAAAUUUUUUAUAUUGUACAUAGUGUAAAUAUGCUAUUAAUAGUUGACUUAACAGAAAAGUUAAGUUCAGCUUAAGUUUUCAGUGUAGCGCACUAAAAUGGAAAGCUUCACCGAUUUCAAUUUUAACAGACUACUGAUGUACGGAUGCCACUCUAGAUAGCAAUUGUGAAUGUGUCAAUUCGGAGAACAAUGAAUCUCAAGCCAAAGUCUGCCGACGUUGCUUUUACUGUGAAAGCUGGAUUGCUUAAUGUGAAAUCAAAUUGCAUGCACUAUGUCUUGCACUGUAUCUCAUUUAUGUACUACCGGUAAUUGAUAGACACAACUUUGCUUGCCCAGAGGCUUUAAUUUUGAGUCUUGUCAUUUCAUUCCUCAUAACAUUAUUUGUGUGCAGUGUUGACCUGGCAAUACAGGUCAGCUGGGCUUGUUUUGUAUAGAUAAUAGUUUUUUUUUUGUUUUCAGCUUGUUAUAGUUUUAUUUGUUAAACUUUUUUUCCCUUUGACUGCGAAAUCCUGAUUUUAUUGAAACAUUUUGCUACAAAAUUGAAAACAUCAGAAUUGAUUCAUUUGUUAGAGGUGAAAAUGCAACAAUAUUAAGAGAUUCUGUGAUUUUUAAAUGUUAGGGCAGAAAUUCCACUGGCUUUUUGUAUGUAUUUUGAUGGCACUUUCAAUUUAUAAUUCUGAUGUUAUAAAUACUCAAGAAAAAUCUUUAGCGAACAUUGUUUUCAACAUCUUGCUGCUUCUCCCAUGUAUGGAGUACUUUAUUAUUGUAAUCAAUUUUACUUUUGUUUACUAAAUGUCACAUUGAUUAUAAAAAACUUAAACCAA